Paramecium tetraurelia is the source of this 1878-nucleotide messenger RNA. RefSeq lists its product as uncharacterized. The record is from RefSeq and is a predicted model, not a curated record. The transcript has 4 exons. NCBI's taxonomy places the organism in Eukaryota, Ciliophora, Oligohymenophorea, Peniculida, Parameciidae.
AUGUCUUUUUCUUAAGACGAUGAAUUACUAGAAUUAAAUUCAAGAUAUGACAAUCUCCAAAUACUUAAUCAAAAUAUUUUCAUUGAAAAUUAGAAAUUAUAACAUGAAAUCCAAUAAUUGAAAUAGACUUUUAGUCAAUUCCAAACUGAAAACAAUGAGUUAAAUGAUGAAAUUGAAAAUCUCAAGAAUGACCUAAGAGCUUAAUUUACUAUUAGUUAAAGGUUAAGAUAGGAAAAUGAAUCCUUUGAAAAUUAAAUACAUGAGUAUAAAAAACAAAUUGAAUCAGCUGGCACAUAUUACAAUUCGAUAAUUUAAGAAAACGACCUUCAGAUUUCACAAAUUUAGCAUAAGGUUCAAUAAACAGAUUACCUUACACAAGAAAAUCAUUUAUAUAAAGAACAAAUCAUAUCCUUAUAAGAAGAAAAUGAAUAACUCACCUAAGAAUUAACUAACCUAUAAGAAUCUCUUAAUAAUCAUGAAUAUCUUCAUUCAGACAUCAAUAAUAUCUUAAGUUAAGAUCAAAGCAAAAAUAUCAAGAGGUAAAACCGAAAAAAAAUUAAAGAAUUAGAGAAAUUAAUUAUUACAAAAGAAUAGGAAAUUAGCCAAUUGUAUUUGACAUAAGAGGACUUAAAAAAUUAUAUUUAACAGUUAACAUAUCAAUCAGAAAAAUAUGAAAAAAAUCUUUCAAGCCUAUAUAGUGGUUAUUAAUAAAUUGAAAUAGAAAGAAAUAAAUUAGUAUCUAAAAUCGACUCAAUUUAGAGCUCUAGCCAUAGAUAUACUGUUUUAUAACAAUAAUUAUCAAACUCUGAAAAAAAUUAGAAUAAAGAGUGUUAAUCAUUGAAAAACUAAUUGGAUCAAUUACAAAUGAGCAAUUAAUAAUAUCAAUAAUAAAUUUAAGCUAUAAAUGAGGAAUUUAUGAUUCUUAAUUAAUAGCAUUCUGAUUUAUAAGAUUUGAAUAAUCAAUAUUUGUAGGAAUCUUAAAUGUUAAAAAACUAAUUAUUUGAAAAGGAUUCGUUUGCGGAAAAGAUAUAAUAAUAAUUACAAGAACAAAAGUUUAAAGAAGAGUAAGUUUAACAACACACCAAAGAAAUUAAUUAAUAAUUAAAGGAAUUAUAACAAAAUAAGUCUGAUCAAUAGAUUUGUAUUAGUUAAUUACAGAAAGAAAAUAAAAUAUAUGCAUUGCAGUUAAAUUAGUUAAAAGAUUAAUCAAAUAAAGAAUGCAAAGAGAAUUUAAUAUAAUUAGAUUAAUUAAGAAAUGAAAGAUAAACUUUAAUUGAUCUUAUUAAAAUUAAAGAUGAAACUUAAGUAGAAUUAGAGAUAAAAUAAAAGAAUUCAGAAAUUAUGAUUAAAUAAAUUUAAGAAUAAAGAAUGUAAUUCGAAUAGACAGAGAAAUCCUUUUUUGUAGUCUCUUAAUAAUGCAUGUAAUUAUAAGAUUAGAACAGAGAUCUCUUGAGGUAAGUUGAUAAUCUCGAAAAUGAUUUAUAAAAAAAUGAGGAAGAAUUGAGACAAUUAAGGAGAAUUAACAAAAAUUCGUAUCAUUUUGAUAAGAGUGCAUAGCAGAUGAUUGUUAAAGAUAGGGAAAUAAUGCAUUUACAAUAAGUAGUAGAAAGACUGGAAGGAAUGAACAGAUAAUUAUAACAAGAAUGUGAUAGACUUGCUGCCAAAAUUUAAUUAGCCUCGCAUGAAAACACUUUAUUAAGUAGAACAAAUAGAGAAAUUGGAGGGAUGGGUAAACUAUUAAUUGAAGGAUAAUAAAUUAAAGAGAUCUUAGAGAAAAAAAAGUAUGAAAAGCCAUCAACAUUUACAAAUAGUAAGACUCCUCAAGUGAUUUAAUAAUUAUAGUAACAUAGUAGAAGGCCAUCUGUUAAAAAGUCUUGA